AUGGCGAGGAGCCGCAGCUGUCUUCGUGAUCCUUCAUCUACUAAUUCGGCUCAAGUCGAGGAAUCUCGGUCUCGUUCUGUCCGGCUCUCUCCGCAUACGUCGUCUGAGUCGUUCUCUUCUUCCUCUUCACGUUGUUCGCUCGAUUCCUCCUCCGCUGCUUCGUCCUCCGCGUCUCCUUCUCUCGCCUCGUCUCCUUCUCGCGCGACGUCUCCUUCGCUGUCUCCUCCACUGACUACCUCAGGCGCUAGGCGAUUCAGAAACACCGCGAAUCCGUACAGCAACAGAAACCGUGUGUGCCUGCUGCACUGUGUCCGCGGAGAUCAAGCUGCAGACUCGGGCGGCGCUCCACGAGAGGGAAGGCUGGAAUGCUGCUGUUCCGUCCGGGUGCGGCCCUGUGAGCUGCAGCGCCGGCGCUCCGGACGGCUCGCUUCUCAGCGUGUGCGUCUUCUCUCCAGCUCGUCUUCCCCUCGGUCUGCCGCCGCCUUUCCCUCGGGCGAGGCCACCUGCUUCUCGGCAGACUCUCCACGCAGGAGGGGGAACCAACGAAGGCGAGAGAGCGAGGUCCGCGCAGCAGAGAGCGAGGCUGGAGAGGCGCAUGAAGCAGACGAGACUGUGGCAGCGGGGGCGACCCAGAGGAAAGGAGGCCGAGGAAGGGGGAGAAGGCUGGAACGCGACCGCGAGAGGGAAAGUCACGGGAGUCGCACAGGCGCAGGCGUGGAGACGACGGGAACCGCUGUAAGCGCUCUGUCACCAGGCGCGCCGUCAGUCGAAGACAGGCGACAGAAUGAGCCACGGGCGCUGCGACGCGCCCAAGAAGGACCGUGCCGGAGCUCGAAGAGACCGCCAAACAGCGGCGCGGCGCCAGCGUGUCGAGAGGAGCGGCGAGAAGAAGAAACACGUGGAGGCAGAGGAAACGCAGGCGACAGAGCGCGGCUGCCGCGACGCGGGAGACGACUCAGAGUGGGACAGCUGGAGCAUAACGAAGAAGAAGAGGCAGACGUCAAGCGAGGGAGGAGUAAUGGGUCCGGGGCAGUGCGCCUGUCGGGGGCUGACGGCGAGCGCAGCGUCGAGAAGCGACAAGGGAAAGAGCUCGCAAGCCGCGCGGGCGCGGGAGCGAACACUGAGAAGCGAGUGUCGGGUGGGAGCGACGAGGUCACCGAGGAAGCAGAAGAAACAGGGAGAGAAAGCGAAGGGGGAGGCAGACGCGCCCGAGGCUGUGGGGCGGCGGCAGGCGGUCCGGAGAGAGACGCGCAGGCGCGGCGCGGCGUGGCGGCGGUGCAGUCGCCCGAGGCGAAGGCAACCGCCAGGGGUGAUGAGGAGCGAAGGAGGAAGAGGAGCAAGGAGGAGAUGGAAAGCCAGCCGCAUGCACGUGGAGAAAAGGCCGACGCCACAGCACCGCAGAGGAAGCGGAAGGCAGGCGGUGACGCGUCGCUCGCCGUUCGGCACGUUUCUGGUGCAGCGGACAGCCUCGCCCCAGAUAAGGCAAAUGAGAAAGAACUGUGGGGCCGGCCGCUGAGGCAACGUGGCGCACACGAAGCUGUUGACCUCGCUUCUUGCCAGCAUAUAUCUGCUUCCAGAGAGCUGACAGAAAGGCAGAGGACGCUUGCGCGGAGGAACCUGCAGAGUGGAGAGGAGAUUUUGGAAGAAACACAAAGCGCAGAAGCAGGAAAAGACGAUGUCGUAGCUCAACGAGACGCGCAUGAAAGUUGCAGCUUGGCGCGCAGCCACGCUGGAGAGAAAAACCGCCGUCGGCACCUACUUCGUCCUUCCCUCUACUACCCAGGUCUUUCUUCUUCGUCCUCUCAAGACGAGGAAGACGACGACGCGCGUUUCUCUCUUGGAGGCCCUGAGAGGGCGGAAGGACUGGGGAGACCGAGUCUAGCGAGAAGAGAUGGGCGCCAGAAGACGCGCGGUCGCUCAGCCUCUCAUGUCGCCGACCCUCUCCCGUCUUUAUUUGCCUCUCCUGUCAUCCGUGUGUACGCCGCAGCAUGCAGACGAGGCGACGAAGCCGCGAGCAUCUCGCGACCAGUCCGGAGGCUGCUAGCUCGUCGUGUUCGGGCUUCUCGGCAGGCGUGUCUCUCUCGCUUUCUGCUGGAGGAGAUCAGCACAUUUCGCCGUUCGUUUUCUCUCGAUUUGAACGCGCUUCUCGCGCGGUCUCGGAGUCAAGGCGGAAGGGAGUUGGGUGCGGAGAGAAGGCGGCGCCUUCUCUCGCCGUCUGAGGAGGCAGUGGUGUCGUCGCUCCGCGUGUGGAGUCCAGGACGGCUUCCGGCUCCUCGGCAUCCUCUGCAGAGACAUGCGGAAUUUGCUCCCCGCAUGUGCGUCGGCACACGAGGAGGCAAGGUCGUCUCUCUGCAUCUGAUGCCUACAUCUGCGUGUGCUGUUCGACGCGGGGAAAGUGUCGAAGGAAGUGGAGACAGCGACGACGCAGAGGAAGACAACGGGGCGCUUUCUGAGGCGGACCACAUGGCCCCGGGAACGAGAGCGAGUGCCGAGGGUGUGGCGUCUUGCUCCUGUCGGCGCGUAAGAGCUGGCGUUCGCGUCACUACCAAAAUCUCGACUCUGGCUGUACACGAGAGUGAAGUCACUGCGCUCCGGUUUCUGGAGUGUGCGUCGCCCUCAGCCUUCUCCUCCGUGGCUCCGCAUCUUCCCUCUCCGGUGUCCAGCUCUGAGGCUCCGCCCUCCUCGCCUGCAGCAGAGGCUUGUGACGCUGCGUCACUGCCGUCCUCCUCCGCGCGUUCCUUUUUACCUCUGCGUCGGCACCUCAUCGACAGGGGGGACUCCUCGCCAGCGGACCCGCCAGCGUCUCCGUCGUCUCUCUUUCUCGCUUCUGCCUGCGCAGGUGGCCUCUGCAGAAUCAGUGACCUGACGACGGAAGCGCUUGGCAUCGCCUCGGUGCAGCACGACGCGCCUCUCACUGCAAUGGCAGCUGGCGUGUCGUCAGUCUCUUUGCCACCUUCGACAAGUCCAGUCCUCUACCUCGGCGAUACGCAGGGGCGCGUGCUUGUGUGGGACUGUCGCGCAAGGACGUCUCGCCUCCCAGCUGUCUCUCAGGAGAUCUAUUCGUGUGCGUCUACCUCCUCCGCCGACACGAGCGGCCGUUUCACGUUAUUCUGUCUCCCGCGCGAGGGCGUGUUUUUCAAGACGCAUGAUCCCCUUGUGCGGCAGAGCAGCAAACGGCGGACUUUCAGCAACGUGUCCGUCUGUCCACAGCGAAGCGAAGAACCGGUCUGCCGCUGGUGGUCGUCCGAGUUCUCUUCGUUUUCGGCUGGCGCGCCUACAGUCUUCGUGGGGGGGGAGAGGACCUCGUCGCUGUUGUCUCGAAGGGAGGAAUGUCUGCAAGGCGCGAGGAGGAUCGAGGACAUCUCUGUUCACCCGGAGAAUGCGUACAUCAUUGCAGCUACGUGUAGAGACCGAUCGGUCGCAGUGUGGGACCUGCGCAGGGGCUUCGAUGUUGCCGAGCCCGCCGUUCGCAUCGGACCUUUUCCUCGCGUGCGGUCGGCCUCCUUCUCACCCAGCGGUCACCGUCUUCUGUGUUCCUCAGCGACUCACCAGUUCCUAUUUGUCGAAAACAUGUGGAUCUCUCCUGGGCCUUGGCUGGACUUUUCGGCCUUCGACGUCACCGACGCCAGUUUACUUGGGUGCCAGUUUGACGUGGACACGCAACCCCUCCUGUCUCGGGCUUCGGCACCGGUUGAGUUCGGCGGGCUUCCCUCCUCGCCAGGCCGGAGCCAGCACCUCCGGUCGACGGAGACUUCCCAGUUUUCCCAGCCUCAGUCUUCCUUCUCGCGCUUGUCGUCUUCUCUCCUCUCCCCUCCGUGUUGGCCUUCCUCUCGCGAUGCGUCGAACGCGGCAAACAAGGAAGCCGAACGAGUCUGUGCAUGCGCAGCAGGCCGGACGGACGCGAAAGGGACUAACGGAUCGGAUAGUGGCGUUGCAGUUUACGCCCUGGAUGAAUCUUCACGCCGCGUGCACCGUGUCGAGCUCUACUCUCCCGAGAAGAUUGCUUUCGCUGAAUUCGUCCCGUUUUACAGUAAGUCUAAAGAUCGGCUGCUCGCCUGCGUACGCAGGAGCUGA
Molecule: messenger RNA, 4074 nt
Organism: Besnoitia besnoiti
Lineage: Eukaryota; Apicomplexa; Conoidasida; Eucoccidiorida; Sarcocystidae
Exons: 7
Coding region: 1-4074 (1357 amino acids)
Molecular function (GO): protein binding
Source: RefSeq, a predicted model, not a curated record